AUGGCGCGUCCCCCAAAGAACAAGCAGGUUGCCGCUGUGGCCCCCGCGCAAGAGGUCGCGAUUGCAGCCGCAAGCACUUCUGCCACCAUGGCUCCGCAGCGCCCGAUUGACGUUGAGGGCUUCAUUCGUGUGCGGGACUCUGUUUACUCGAGGCUCAAGAGCAUUCACAACCUCAUUGGGACCUUCACUCAGGACUACCUUCGCCAGACCAAUCUCCUGAUUGGCCUCGGCGAGGGUAUGGAGGAUUCUGGCGACCUAAGCGCCCUUAACGGCAUGGGCAUGGAUCUGGCCAAUGUCGGCCUGCCCAUCAUGCCAAAUGUUCUUGCCGUCCCUGCACCUAGGCCAGGUGAGGAGGUCAAGAAGGAGCGUAAAAAGAGGCAGCACGACCCCAAUGCUCCAAAGCGCCCUCUGACUCCCUACUUCCUUUACAUGCAGACCGCCCGCCCUAUCAUCGCCGACGACCUCGGAGCUGAUGCGGCCAAGGGUGCUGUCCAGGAGGAGGGUCAGAGGCGGUGGUCUACCAUGUCGGCACGUGAGAAGGCUGGAUGGGACCAGGCCUAUCAAUUCAACCUGAGGCUCUACAAUGCUCGCGUGCACUCAUACAAGAACGGCAACCAGGGCGCCAAGGAGAUGAGCGAUGAUGACGCGCUUGCAUACGCCGACAUGAACAACAUCCCCAUGCCCACCGGCAAGGAUGCCGCAGUGGCCGACAUCAGCAACGACCAGGAGGCUAUCGCCCAGCAGCUCCAGGGCCAGGUCGCCGAGCCGUCCGUCCAAGAGCCCGAGGAGGAGGAGGAGGAGCCGCAGCAGCAGCCAGAGGAGGAGGAGGAGGAGCAACCCUCUAGCCCGCCCGCCGCCAAGACCCCCAAGAGCACCAAGAAGGGCGCAGUAGGCAAGCGCAAGAGCGCCGCCGCCUCGGAGGUCGCCACGCCGGCACCUGAGCCCAAGAAGCGCAAGCGGCAGAGCAAGGCGGCAGAGGAGACCCCCGCCCCCGAGCCUGCCAAGAAGUCGAGCCGGGCAAAGAAGAACAAGAGCGCUUAG
Molecule: messenger RNA, 1041 nt
Organism: Pyricularia pennisetigena
Lineage: Eukaryota; Fungi; Ascomycota; Sordariomycetes; Magnaporthales; Pyriculariaceae
Exons: 3
Coding region: 1-1041 (346 amino acids)
Source: RefSeq, a predicted model, not a curated record